This is a messenger RNA of Psylliodes chrysocephalus, 1291 nucleotides long. NCBI's taxonomy places the organism in Eukaryota, Metazoa, Arthropoda, Insecta, Coleoptera, Chrysomelidae. The record is from the annotation of a GenBank genome assembly.
CUUGGUUAUUUAAGUCCGUCUCUGAUAUGAAGGAUGUAAGUUGCGAGGUACGAUUGAACCGUGACAAUGGGCACAAGCGAUGGUGCAAAGAAGGAUAGUGAUAUAGAAGUGGGAAGUAUACGAAUGGAAGUGGGCGAAUGUUACAGCUUCACUCUUUCACUGGCAGAUGAAUUCUUAAAACAUUACGUUACUGUUUAGUUUAAAGUGUAUAGAGAGGAUAAGAACCUCAACUAGCUGGAGUAAAAUCUAGCAGACAAAAUGAAGCUCUUACAUAUAUCUCUUAUUCUUUUAGUUGUAUUUCUAGUUACUGAAAGUAACGCUGACAACAAAGUGAGAAAACACAAAAAAUAUAGAAGAAGGCCAGUCGCUAUAUCGACUGAAGAAGUAUCUGCUGACGCUAAUAGUCAGACUCCAACUUCCGAGGAUGAAGAUUUAUUAGUUCCACCAGCUGAUGACGAACCAAUUGACAAUAGAGUUACACUAAUGGAUCCAUGUAUGCAAGUACGCUGUGGAGCAGGUAGAGUUUGCCAAGUGGAUGACGAUGGAGAGCCACAGUGUAUUUGUAUUCCUAAAUGUCCUGUAGAAACCGAAUCACGUCGUAAAGUAUGUUCCAAUUAUAAUGAAACAUGGUCAUCCGAUUGUGCUAUUUAUCAACAAAGAUGUUUAUGUGAUAAAGGAGAUGCCGAUUGCAAAGGACCUCAGUACAAACAUGUUCAUAUUGAAUAUUACGGAGAGUGCAGGGAGAUGCCUGAAUGCAAUAAAGAAGAGAUGUCAGAUUUUCCGCGCCGAAUGCGAGACUGGCUCUUUAACAUUAUGAGAGAUCUUGCUGAUCGCCAGGAACUGACUCCUCACUAUUUAAAUAUGGAACGCGAAGCCGAAUCUAACAUGACUCGUCGUUGGACCAACGCAGCAAUUUGGAAAUUCUGUGAAUUAGACGGACACCCACCAGAUAGAUCUGUAUCUCGACAUGAGCUGUUCCCCAUUCGUGCUCCUUUGAUGGCUUUAGAACAUUGCAUUGCUCCCUUCUUAAAUAAAUGUGACACGGAUGAUAAUCACAGAAUUAAUUUAGCAGAAUGGGCCAAAUGUUUGGAAUUACCAGAGGAAGAAAUUGAGCAUCAGUGUGAAGAAAUUACUGAUGCAGAAUAAGAAUAAUAUAUUUAUAUUUUAACUGCAAAGGUGCUACACUUAGAACUUAAAUAACAGAAUGUGCCAUAAUAAAUUUUUGAGAUUAUUUUUUUAGAAUUUUUUAUGUUUAUUUAACAUUUAAUAAAAAUUUUAAAGUUAAUGAGAA